AUUGGCGCUUGUGUAUCUUUGCUAGCCAUGGCCAUCUUAUAAGCUUUGCUAGCGAAAUUAUUUUUCUAACACGAAGUACUCGUUUCUCAGCAAAAACGUUACCGUGGUUAUGUAACGAAAGAUAACGGCAAAAAGCAAAACACCAUUAAUGCACAGUGACCACAAUGGCAAGUGAUGUGUGCAGCCAUGUAAAGGUGGUGGUUCGGGUGAGGCCAACCAACGACAGUGAGAAGCGUGAAAACUGUCGAAAUGUGGUCCAGGUUGUCGAUAACCACAUGCUCAUAUUUGACCCCAAAGAAGAGGACAUAUCUUGUUUUGGGUCACAAAGAGUGCGGAACAGAAACAUCAACAAGAGGCCUAACAAAGACCUUAAGUUUGUUUUUGACCAUGUUUUCAGCGAGAGCUCCACUCAAGUUGACAUCUUUGAAAACACCACUAAAGGCGUGUUGGAUGGUGUAAUGAAUGGAUUUAACUGCACAGUGUUUGCCUAUGGUGCUACUGGAGCAGGCAAGACACAUACCAUGUUAGGCUCACCAGAUAACCCUGGGGUCAUGUACCGCACCAUGAAAGAGCUUUUCAAACGCAUGGAUGAUGCCAAGGAGGAGAAAGAGUUUGCUGUCGCAUUCUCGUAUCUUGAGGUUUACAAUGAACAGAUAAGAGACUUGCUAGCUAAUGCAGGCCCUCUCGCAGUAAGAGAGGACAGUUCUAAAGGAGUGGUUGUUCAGGGCCUCACACUGCAUCAGCCCAAAUCUGCAGAGCACAUUCUUGAGGCUUUGGAUUCUGGCAAUCGAAACAGGACUCAACACCCCACUGAUGUGAACGCCACCUCUUCCCGGUCCCAUGCUGUAUUUCAGAUAUAUUUGAGACAGCAGGACAAAACUGCCAGCCUCAAUCCUAAUGUCUGUGUUGCCAAAAUGAGCCUAAUUGAUCUGGCAGGUUCAGAGAGAGCCAGCGCCACCAAUGCCAAGGGGGCACGCUUGCGGGAAGGUGCUAACAUCAAUCGCUCACUCCUUGCUCUGGGAAAUGUUAUCAAUGCUCUUGCUGACCCAAAGAGCAAAAAGGCACAUAUACCGUACAGGGACAGCAAGCUGACACGGCUACUUAAAGACUCGUUGGGAGGCAACUGCAGGACGGUUAUGAUUGCCAAUGUUAGCCCCUCAUCGAAAUCAUAUGAUGACACCCACAACACACUUAAAUAUGCCAACAGGGCCAAGGAGAUUAAGUCCUCGCUGAAGAGUAAUGUUGUUAGUCUGGACAGUCACAUUGGCCAAUAUGCAGUGAUAUGUGAGAAGCAACGGCAAGAGAUUCUACAGUUGAAGCAGAAACUAAAAGAAUAUGAGGAGAAGAACAUGGUGCCUUCUAACAUAAUCUCGUCCCAGAAGCAAGCAGAGUUCAAAAGGGUGUCAGAAGCUCUGCAGCGAAUCUUCUCGAGUCGGGCCCAAAUCAGGAGAGAACAGCUGGAUCUGGAGAGACAACUGAAGGAGAAUGAGCUGCGCCAGCGCUACAGUGAGGAGGACAACCUGCAGAUCCAAUAUUUUUGUGCCAAAGAAAAGACUGAGAAGGCCACUUGUAAGCAUGAGCGGAAGAUUGCCAGCUUACGCACUCAGCAGCAACACAUUUGCAAACGUCUGAAGGAGGCAGAAACACGUUUCCUGGAGAAUGAUGGCUGGCUUCAUCGUGUUGAGAAUGAGAUGAAGUUGCUGAAGUCAAAUGAUCCGACUUCAGAGGUGUUAGAGAAGGACCUCCAUUGUCACAGACUGGAGCUGCAGGUAAAUGAUCUCCAGCAGCAGAUCAAGCAGAUGGUCAAGCUCACUACUCUGCAGGAUCAGGAGAACAAGCGCAUGCAGAAAAUGGUGAAUAUGUUGUUGCCAGCAUAUAGUCGGCACUACUCUGCGUUGCAUGGGGCGGGGCUUGUCACGGCAGCAGAUGAGAAGGAGAACCAUGAACUCGAGCACCUUGUGCUGAGGGAGAGAGGUGUGGUCUGGGCAGACCAGGAGGAGGUGGAGCAGCACCUGAAAGGUGAAGGGAUUGGAGUGGAAUCACAGAAGACAAAUGAGGCGGGAAGCAUUGGGCUCCACAGCGAGUUGGCACCUGUCCUGACUUUCUCACAUUUGCUAUACCACCAGAGUAGCCCCUGCAGUGCAGAGGGGCACACAAAAAGAACAUCACUGUGCAAAGCUGCUCCAUCACCAAAAGGUAGAGAAAAUCAAACAGAUAUGAAACCUGAACCACGUCCCAGAAUGCCCAUCAGGAGAAAUCUGUCUGCAUCACUGCCACCGGAAAGCCCCCGGACCAUCGCCAAGGCCCAAGCGUUUGAGGAGGGUAUGUUCCCACUCCAGUGCACACCAGAACCUCCUCAAAGGACUGUCCAGGCCCUUCCGCUGAGCUCCACCAGUACCAUGGAUCCCAACAUGACCUUUGAAGUUCUGGACGAUGAUCAAACUGCAUGUAAUGCUACUGUCAUAAUAAGCAAUGGUAGUCCCUGUCAAGCACCAAGGUCCACUGACCUUCCGGGUCACAGCCGACUACUCCAUCCUUCCAAGACCAAUGAGGGGAACCAGAUUCCUAACAAAAGACAACAGAUCCCGUCUUUACAAGAUGUGAGACGAGCCAACCCAACCUACAUGGACAUGACGUCUGCUGCACAAGGAAAGCGCAAAUUUAACCGCAGCAUCAGAGAGGAGUUAACACAGGGUCUCUCUGCACCAAAGCGUAUAAAGAAAGACCCCUCAGUGGUCCGCAGACCGCUCAGAGUGCACCGGUUUGCUGGUUCAGAGGAGAACAAACCUCGUAGAGUUGUGAGGAGCAUUUCUGAAGGAAAUCUCAGCCUCCUCGAACCUCAGAAAUCCAAGUCCAUUUUCUAUAAAACAUCUCAACAGUUAAAACGAGUGGCAAAGCGGAUGUAAAGCAACAUCAUGUUCAGAUCAGGCCAUUUUCAUUCUCUACCCUUUCCGUCCAAAUUCAUCUUUUCAAAAGAAAAUCCUAAAAACCUAAAAUAAAAAUAGUCCAUUGUGUAGGCUUCUCCAACACAGAGGCUAAUGUAAGAAGAUGAAAUGCAAAAUGUAAGUCACAUUAUUUUCUCAUAUUCUUCAUUUCAGCUUCACAUUGCACUGAAAUUUUACUUGACUGUAUAUAAACAUUGUAUAGGUAUUGGUCAUCUUUUUAGAUUAUUCUCUUGAUAGAUUAAGGACAAAUUUUUAUUAUUUCUAACCCUACCCUUAAAACGCUCAUGUGCAAACUGACAGUAAGAAAUAAAACAUGUCCUGUGGAUGCUUUGUGUUUUACGUACAUUAUGUUCUUUAGCUAUACUCUAAAACAGUGAUAGGUUUGGUAGGUUACCAUAUUUCCCAGGGCAGCUAUUAUCAGAGGCAGACUGUUCCUCAAAUGACCUCAAAUGGAGGUUUGGCUGCAAAAAAAUAAAUAAAUAGUCUGCUCUAUACUGAGCUGUUUGCAUUUUUAUUUUUAUGCUUUUUUUUCCCUUUUGUACAGUUAAUAACAUGGGGUUAUAGAUAUUUCGUAAUAAAACUGCUUGUCACA
Messenger RNA from Toxotes jaculatrix (banded archerfish), 3537 nucleotides. It is a transcript of the gene kif18a, whose product is annotated as kinesin family member 18A. Bases 165 to 2906 code for a protein of 913 amino acids. Gene Ontology annotation, molecular function: microtubule motor activity; ATP binding; microtubule binding. NCBI's taxonomy places the organism in Eukaryota, Metazoa, Chordata, Actinopteri, Toxotidae. The record is from RefSeq and is a predicted model, not a curated record. Gene Ontology annotation, biological process: mitotic spindle organization; microtubule-based movement. The transcript has 18 exons.